CCACCCCCGCAUUCGUCAUGCUCGCAUCGUUGGUGCGGCUGACUGACUGACUGACCGACCGAUCAAUCCAUCCCUCAAUCGGAUGGUCAAUGCGGAAGGAGAAAGACGAGCACUUACUUCAACAACAACCAGUGAACGUAACGUACGAACCAACUGUGUGAGUAACCCAACCAACCAACAAAUCACCACCACUUGGAACCGAGCAAACGAACAGCCUGCACCUUUUUACCUAUCGAUAGAGCGAGAGAGAGACCUGGAACUUGGCAAGCAAAGCGAGAACAACCCCAAAACAAUACAUUAUUAGUGUUGGACUAGCUAGCUAGAGUGUGUCGAGAAAUCAGGAGGGUGAGCAUUAUUUGUGUGUGAUUGGCUUUGCUUUGAACGGCGAACAAGUAGAGAAUUUUAUUCCGAACACCUAUUAUUACUGAAGAGGCGCGCAAGUGAAUUUAGAAAAACAAUCAAUCAACGGACGAAUUUAGAAUUGACAGUUGAAUAUAUAUAGACAGAAUGAGUGGCAUGCGGUGGGGCGAUCAUUGCAGCUCUGAUGAAGAGUCGUUCAACGAAGACACUCCAUUGGAAGCGUUUGAAGACAGCGACGAUGAGGCGGACAAUGCGGUUCCAAGCAAACAACAGCAAGAAGAAGAAGAACCCGUCAAACCACAAGAAGAUCCGGAAGUGAAAGAAGUGACGGAGCCAUUGGCCGCGCAAGCUCCAGUAGCGGAUGGUGAGGAGCAGCCAAAGGAGGAGGGUGUGGAAGAACCACCAGAACCCGAAGCACGCACGUACAAUUUCCCAACCAAUCCUCCCUUUACGAUUUUUGUGGGCAAUUUGGCCUAUGACAUUCGUGACGGGCGCAUGCUGGCCGAAGCCAUUGCCACUGUCGUCAAGGAACGUUUGCAACAAGAAGUCCACGUCACCAAUGGAAAAAUUCCAUCGCAGCCAUCUCAUUAUCAUAAUAAUCAUCGAGGAGGCGGAGGAGGAGGCGAUCGUCAUCGAGGAUAUGGAUACGUCGAAGUCGCGUCGUUGGAUGAAAUGAAAAUAGUGUUGGAAUUGAACAAUGAUCACGGAGCUCGCAUGUCAGGACGCAAGAUGCAGCUCGAUACGGCACAACCCAAGCAGAUACGUGACAACCAAAACAACAAUAAUAAUAAUCGGGGAUUCAACAACAACAGCAAUAACAACAAUCGUCGAGCAUCGGCACCAGAAGUGGAUGGACGACAGUUUCGACAAGGAAAAUACGGCAAUAAUAAAGACAAAGACAACCACAAAGACAACAAAGACAACAACAAGCGUGCUGGUCCUCCUGCCGAGCAAAAGCGUCCUUCCUUGAUCCUCAAGCCACGAACCAAACCAUUGGAAGAAAAGGAUCAACGAGGAUCCAAAUCAGACAUUUUUGGAGGCGCAAAAGCACGUGAUCACAAUGCCUGGCAAUCCAAACGACAGAGUGCCCCGCCCACCACUACGGCGCCUCCAGCUGUGGUGGCAGUGCCAACACCAGAGGAACCAAAGAACAAUGAUCGUCGAACAUCCGGUCGCGGUGGUGGUGGUGGUCGUGGAGGACGAGGAGGACAAAAUGACGACCGUCGUGGGGGGCACAAUAGCAAUCGUGGUGGACGAGGAGGAGGCCGUGGCGGUGGUGGAGGACGUGGAGGAGGUCGACACAACAACAACAACCAUCAAGACAAUAAGGGACGUGGCAACCACAACAACCACAAAAAGGAUCACGACAACAAAAAGGACCAUGACAAGAAGGACCAUGACAAGAAGGAACACGACAAAAAGGACCAUGACAACAAAAAAGACCACGACAAAAAGGACAAGGGCGGUACCACCACCACCAACAAAGCACCCGCCCCGGCACCUCCAGCUGUCGAACCCAAAAAGGAACCUGCCAAGCCGAAGGUUACCAAUGCAUUUUCGGCAUUGGCUUUUGAUUCCGACUCGGAUUAGAUGCGAUGCAUGCUUGGCCAGAGGCUUUUUUUCGCCAGAACAGUCACGCUCAUCGAAUUCAAUCAUCCGCGUUGCUUGUAUUAGCUACCUACCGUUGUUGGCCCAUUCGAGUCCAACACGAAAACGAAACAAACUACAACAACAACGGACGCUUGGGUCGACUGUUCUUUCUUGUGUGUGAAAAACGCCAUCAUCUCUCAUUCUUCAGUUUCAUUCGCAUCAAUCAAUCAAUCAAUCAAUCAGCACUCAUCAUUCCAAUCCAAAAAUAAAUAAAUAUCAUGUAACCACCAAACGACGAAACGAUCAGCCGUACCGUACCGUACCGUACCGUACCACCAUCUUGUAGUACGUAGGUUGU
This is a messenger RNA of Seminavis robusta, 2308 nucleotides long. The record is from the annotation of a GenBank genome assembly. Lineage: Eukaryota; Bacillariophyta; Bacillariophyceae; Naviculales; Naviculaceae.